AUGGACUUUCUCACCAAGGCCAUUGGCACCGUCUCGUCGUACGGCUCCAAGCUGCCGUUUGUGCUGGGCGACGCGACGCAAAAGGCCAGCGAGGGCAGAUCGCUAUGGACGGUAUAUGAUGCGACCCUCAAGUCCAAUUCUUCCGACUGCACCGUGUUUGAAUUUGUCGCUGACCAGACAUAUCCUCGUGACCGCAUUGUUGUUGUCAAACACUUCGCACGGUCGCUCAAAACUUAUCGUUUUCCGGGUAUUCUCAAGGUCCACGACACGGUUGAAACAGACACUUCGGUACACGUUGUGACUGAAAGAUGCAGAUCUCUGGCACAGGUGAUCCGAGACUCCAAGGACGAGCUAUCGGCCGACCGAAUUUUGUGGGGACUCUACUUUGUGACCGAAACGCUCAAACAAAUCAACGCAGAAGGAGCUUCAACUCACGGCAACAUCUCUCUCGACUCCAUCUUCAUCACAGCUUCUGGAGAAUGGAAGGUGGGGGGUCUGGAACUUAUCACCGCCCAGAAAGACGCUCAGAGUGCUCUGGCUUCAUUUGGACCUCUUCUUCCUAACUCCUCAAACAAUGCCCCUCCUGAAAUCAAGAACCAAGGAUACCAGUCUGCCCAGAGCGCAGCCUCCAAGCUGGCCAUUGAUUCCUGGCAGUUUGGAAACCUGCUGCAGUCUCUCUACACAGCUGUGGGUGUGGAUAUGCCUGCUGGAAUGCCCGCCAUGGUAUCUCAGAUGACCAGCGUCAAGCCUGAGAAGCGACCUCGUAUCCCCAAGUUCCUGGAACAGGCGCAGGUCUCGUUUUUCGGCGACCAUGACAUGAUUUCCGUGUCCCAGGACAUCUCUCAGUUCCAUAUCAUUUCCGAACCCAUGGAGCGACGCCAUGUGCUGGAAACACUUACAAAAUUUAGGCAGGCGUUCCCCCCUGCAUACCUGGCUUCCAGCGUUAUCCCCGAGCUCCUUAGAGCUCUGACUCCACCUACACCGUCGUCAUCUCAGAUCAACUUGUCCAACGACCCCGGUGUCUUCCAAUCUGACUCAGAGAGACCCCAGAUUCUCGUAUGCAUCUUGGCCCUGGCUGAGGGACUGUCUUCCAAGGACUAUGCAACUCUGGUGAUCCCCACCAUCGCCAAGAUGUACACUUGUCCCGAUAGACCUAUUCGAAUGGCUCUUCUGGAGGCCCUGCCUUCUUAUGCCCCCCAUGUGUCCGAGAAGGUGGCCUCUGAUCAGAUUUUCCCUCAGUUUAUCACCGGUUUCUCCGAUACAUCCCCUCUCAUUCGAGAGUCCACUGUAAAGGCUGUGUUGCCGCUGAUUCCUCAUCUUAAUUCCCGAAUCAAAAACAACGAUCUUCUGCGCUACCUCGCCAAGACUCACAACGACAAGGAGCCCGGUAUUCGAACGAACACCACCGUCAUUCUCGGCAAGAUUGCUGACGAGCUGUCUUCCUCUGCACGAACAGGUAUUCUGGUGACUGCGUUUGGUCGAGCUCUCAAGGACCCCUUCGUACACACACGAAACGCUGCUCUUUUGGCAUUGGCCUCCAACAUGGACAUUUUCGAUGCGUCCUCCAUCGUCAACAAGGUGCUGCCUGCCAUUGCUCCUAGUCUCAUUGACAACGAUCCUGCUAUUCGCGCUCAAGCGAAAUUGACCUUUGACGAGUUUCUGGCUGAAGUUGUCAAGCAUACCUAUAAUCUGGAUGAUGAUACCGAGAUCACUGAGCCUCCUCAGUCGUCAGUUACACUCUUGGCCACCAAACAGAAGGAGAAGGAUGCAUCCAAGACCGAGGCAGGCUCUGCGUGGUCUCUUUCGUGGUCCUCUCCUUUCACAUUUGGUACUAAAACCCAAUCCACAUCUUCCUCCACUGCCGGAACUCCCGUGGUGGCUCAAGGCACCAUCUCUCGACAGGAGUCCCCUGCUCCUAUUGUUGACGAAGUUGAUUCACUGGCUUCCGCAGCCCGAACCAUGUCCAUCAAGCCCAAGAGCGGUCUCUCUCUCGGCUCCACCAAGCCCAAGCUUGCUGCUAGUGGCCUAGGUAUCAAAAGUACUCUUGCUACAAAGAAACCAGCUGCUCCUCCUACCCUGCAAGACAACGACGGCUGGGGUCUGGAUGACAACUGGGACGAUGGAUCUGACGGCGAGGUGGUCAUCAAGGAGGCCCCCAAAACUAAGCCUGCUCCCAAGACCAAGAAGCCUGCCAAACUGGAUCUGGAUGACGAUGAAGAUGGAGAUGAUGAUGGCUGGGACAAUUGGUAG
Messenger RNA from Yarrowia lipolytica CLIB122, 2250 nucleotides. RefSeq lists its product as uncharacterized. The record is from RefSeq and is a predicted model, not a curated record. Gene Ontology annotation, biological process: protein phosphorylation; tRNA export from nucleus. NCBI's taxonomy places the organism in Eukaryota, Fungi, Ascomycota, Dipodascomycetes, Dipodascales. Gene Ontology annotation, molecular function: protein kinase activity; ATP binding. Gene Ontology annotation, cellular component: cytoplasm.